AGAGGAUUCCCUCUGACGCCUCGUGACUCUGUAAUUAGACAAGAAUAAGUUAGCUUCUCACUCGCCUAUUAUUUCCAGCUGAUCAUAUCAUUUGCCCCCUCAGUGGACACCAUAAGACAACGGAGAGUUCACGGCCGGAACUGCACUUGUGUUCUUGGCGGAGCACCAGGAGGGACGAGCCCUUUAAAUCUCCAGCAGGCCUUUAAGUAUUGCGAGUUUUGGAACGUGUGAUCUGACAUCACCACUAUUUUUACUCAGCCAUUUACAAAUUGUCGGAGGAGAGAAGUGUCUGGAUUUUGAAAAGAACGAAAAAAUGCAAUUACGAAAGCGUGAAAUGAAUACUUGGACAUUCUGAGGUUUGGCAGCAGCCAUCUUACCUUUACGGACUAUUUUUAUUUUUAAGGGAGGUCGCCAUCAUUUCCAGUUGUACUUUGUUGGCAUUGCUGGUGCUGCUUAAAGGAAGCAAACACGAAAUCGCGUUUUAUGCGCACUCAUCGACGUCACCGCAGGCAAUUAAACUCGCCGGCAAGUGCGAAUUCGGGCAGCUGGUGGCGGCAGCGGCGCGCGUUUCAGUCCCGCUAAAAAUCUCAGUCGCGCACCCAGGUAGGCUGCCCGCCCAUUCUGACUUCUGGAAGCUUCUCUGGUUAGCAAGUGCGCACAGUCGGCCGCUCUUCAUGUCUGCGGACAGUUCGACCCCAGAAGCGUCCCGCCGCUCUAGUCGGCGCAGCGCCCCCGGUCCCGGCGUCUCUCCAACCUGCAGCAGCCCGACCCGUCUGAGUCGCCUGCAAGAGAAGGAAGAGCUGCGGCAUCUCAAUGACCGCUUGGCCGCCUACAUUGAUCGGGUGCGCGCACUCGAGUCCGACAAGGCGUCGCUGCAGCUGCAGCUGGAGGAAAGAGAGGAGACCAGCAGUCGGGAGGUCACCAAAAUCCGGCUUCUCUACGACACGGAGCUGGCCGACGUCAGGAAGCUGCUGGACGACACCGCCAACGAGCGAGCGAGGCUGCAAAUCGAGCUGAGCAAAGUAGCAGAAGAAAACCAGGUGCUGCAGGCCAGGAACAACAAAAAGGAAUCUGACUUGUCCGCAGCAUUAUGCCGUUUAAGAAAUCUUGAAGCUUUACUGCAUUCCAAAGAGGCAGACUUGGCUAACUCCUUAGCAGAAAAUCGAAGGCUGGAAGGUGAACUUUCUGAACUUCGCACUCGGGCAGCCAAUCUUGACUCAGUUUUGCGUGAUGCCAAGAACCAUCUCCAUGAUGAAAUGCUCAAACGAGUUGACUUGGAAAACCAGCUGCAAACACUGCGGGAACAAAUGGAGUUUCAGAAACAAAUCAGUGAAGAAGAGCUGAGAGAAACCAGAAGCCGUCAUGAAAUCAAGCUUCUUGAAAUUGAUUCUGGUCGACAGAUGGAAUUUGAAAGCAAGAUAGCUGAGGCUCUUCAGCAGCUUAGAAGGGAGCAUGAAAUUCAUAUUCAGCAAUAUAAAGAAGAACUGGAAAAAACAUUUAAUGCCAAGCUGGAGAAUGCACAUCAGACUGCUACCAAGAACAGUGAUUUUGCCAAUUCUCUCUGUGAGGAAUUAAAGGGAACCAAAUCAAGAAUGGAAACAUUAUCGUCUCAGCUCAGCCACUAUCAGAAACAGAACUUUGUUUUGGAGAGCAAAUUGAGGGAUCUACAGGAGGCUCUGGACCAAGAAAGAGAAGUGAGUCAUCGCCGACUUACUGAAAAAGACAAAGAAAUGGCAGACAUGAGACAACAGUUACAGGCCCAGCUUGAAGAGUAUGAAAAUCUACUUGAUGUAAAACUAGCUUUGGACAUGGAAAUUAAUGCAUAUAGGAAAAUGCUGGAGGGAGAAGAACAGAGACUGAAUCUUUCUCCCAGUCCUUCUCAACGAGCUGCUGUGCCACGUACAUCCGGCACUCGUGGAUCACAAAGAGGACGUGGAAAAAAAAGGAAACUUGAAGAGAAACGAAGCAGAACAUCUAGUUACAAAAUCUCUCAGCACUCUUCUUCUAUUGGAAGGGCAUCCAUAGAUGAGAUUGAUUUGGAUGGGAAGUUCAUUAAACUAAGGAAUAAUUCUGAAGAGGAUCAGCCACUAGGUGGAUGGAUUCUAAGGAGAAGUCUUGGUACUGCAGCAGAUAUUACUUACGCGUUUCCUUCCAGAUUUGUACUAGGAAGUGGUCAGACAGUGACCAUCUGGGCAGCAGGUGCUGGAGUUGUGCCAAACCCACCUACCAAUUUAGUACUGAGGGGUCAGGCAUCCUGGGGAAAAGGAGAAGACCUAAAAAUUGCACUCCUAAACGGUAACAAAGAGGUAAUGGCAGAGAGGACCUUAGUGAGAGAGUUGCAAGAAGCGGCGGAGGAGACUGAAGAGGAGGCGCUAGAAGAGGAAAUGGGUGAAAGGGAGAUACCACUCCGAAGACAGCCAAAAAGAAGAAAAAAGAAAUGUUGUUCCAUCUCGUGAUAUCUUAUCACGUGGACUAGAGCUACCACAAAGCAGAUGACCCCAGCUGUUCUAUAAUGUAGGACCUUCUAUGUGAAUGGGGAGGAGAAUGUUUGAAUGCUGUUUAAGUAAAUGCCAGUAAACAGAGGUGCCUUUAUGUAAGCAUUUUAACUUUCCUUUUGUCCUUUUUAUUUUUAGCCUUUCAUAUAUCCAGCAGACAGGAAACAUUUAGGAUGCUGGGGGCAGAAUUUAAGUUUAAUUACUUGAUGUAUAUUUUCAAUAUGAACUCCAACUUAUUUAUAAAAGAUUUUUGUAUUUAAAUAAAAUUUAUUUUUCAAAACAUGA
This is a messenger RNA of Erpetoichthys calabaricus (reedfish), 2780 nucleotides long. RefSeq names its product lamin L3 (gene lmnl3). The transcript is spliced from 12 exons. Bases 675 to 2456 code for a protein of 593 amino acids. Lineage: Eukaryota; Metazoa; Chordata; Cladistia; Polypteriformes; Polypteridae. The record is from RefSeq and is a predicted model, not a curated record.